Messenger RNA from Astrephomene gubernaculifera, 2814 nucleotides. The record is from the annotation of a GenBank genome assembly. NCBI's taxonomy places the organism in Eukaryota, Viridiplantae, Chlorophyta, Chlorophyceae, Chlamydomonadales, Astrephomenaceae.
CGGGAUAAUACAUAGAGAGAGUGUCUUAUUCCGUAUGUUAUAUAUUUUUACGAUUUGCAAUAAUGUAGGUGGCUAGUUGCUAUGACAUCCACCAUGGCAUUAUAAAUCUAAAUUGGAGCGCCCCAUUAGAGAGACCGGGCCGUAUGCCCAUUGUUUUAUUUUCUGUAGAGCUAACAAGGUUGUUGACAUAAGGAUAUCCUUGUUCUCGGCAGCAGUCGUUGUCCGCCUGCAACAUGGGUUGUGGACAGAGUACCCCCGUCUCUCAGGUUAAGGAUCGCCCACUGCCAGCUGAAGGGAAUGAAAACGGCAUCGCAAAACAUACACAAAAUGCCAAUAAGGAAGUCCUGAAGAAAGUGGCCAUCGCUGGCUUUGACAACAUCAUCCAUGUGAUCACUGACAUCAAGGACCUACUGCCACCUCCGGGCGGCCCUGCUGCCGCAGUGCUGCUGGACGUGGUGUCCAUCAUUCAGAAGGCCAUCGCGCACCGGAAGAACCUGGCCGACCUGGCUGAGCGGGCCGCCAACCUCAUGAAGAUCAUCCAGCUCAACCAGGAGGCGCUGCAGGCCAAGAACAGCUACAAAUCCGUCCUUAGCUCCUUCACCGACUGCCUGGAGCGCAUCCGGCAGUACGCACUGGAGUACAGCGGCAGCGGCUGGCUGAUGCGGCUGUGGUGCUGCCUCAGCGACAGUGAGGAAUACGACUCGCUGGUUUCGGAGCUGCAGACCAUCGUGGCCGACGCGACCUUCAUGGCCGCGGCGGACGGCAGCAGCCAGGCGGCGGCGGCACGCAGGGAGAUUGAAGAGUUGGCGGCGCUGGUCAAGGCGCAGGCUAGCUACCAGGAUGAGUCGGGCGAGCUGCGGGCGCUGGUGGCGGAGCUGGGGGGUCCGGGCGAGGUGGUCAAGGACCGCGCCAAGAUGGAGCGCGUGCGGCAGCAGCUGGGGGCGGGCAGCCAGCUCACCCUGACCAUGCUGGGCCAGGCCAUCGAGAUCCUGAACGCCAACAACGAGGAGGGGCCGCACUCCAACAUCCGCAACUCCAUCCUGCGCGUCUUCUGGCGCAAGGUCAUUAGGUUCGAACUGCGCAUUCCAUGGGGUGAGUUCUGGCAGGUGUUCCCCGAGCGGCUGGCGGACGUGCCGGUGCCGCCCGCGCAGGUCGCCCAGCUUCAGAGCCUGCUGGGCAGCACCAGCGCGCAUCAGCUGUUCAAGCUGCAGAUCGAGGACUUCGAGGACCCCGGCUCGCUCAGCGUGUUCGAGCUGCGGCGGGUGCCCGAGCAAAACGACAUCGUCGUGUGUGUCAAGAAAAUCAUCGAGGAGGCCUCCAGCUCCAGCAGCGCCCCCUGCCAGCUUCCGCCUCUGGACAAGGUGUACGAGCAGUACGGCGGGCGCGGUCCCGAGGCGCAGGAGCUGCAGCAGUGGCUGAGCAAGCCGGGCAGCCGCGUGGCGGCGGUGGUUGCGGAGGGCGGCAUGGGCAAGACCUGCUUGGCGGUGGACGUGGCUUGGCGGCUGUGGCGGGGCAGCCACGCCACCGCCGGGGUGCUGUACGUGGACUGCCGCGGGGCGUUCAGCCGGGACGCGCUGCUGCUCAAGCUGCGGGCGGCGGCGGGCGUCACCAGCAGCCAGGGCGACACGGAGGCGCUGGCGGCCGCGCUGGCCAAGCUGUGCGACGGCGACCCGGCGGGCGGGCGGCUGCUGGUGCUGGUGGACAACGCGGAGGACCCUGCGGCGGCGGACGGCGGCGAGGCGCUGGCGGAGGUGCUGGCGGCGUUGCUCAUGUGCCACAGCCGAGUGCAGCUGCUGCUAACGUCGCGGGGGGAGGUGCGCGUGCAGCACAUGCCGCCGCCGCACACGCACCGCAUCCAGCCGCUAGGCCCCGGCACCGCUGCCGAGCUGGUGCUGCGGCUGGCGCAGGGCGUGCUGACCGGGCAGGAGGCCGGCGGGGUGGCGGAGGCGUGCGGCUGCGUGCCCCUGGCGCUGCGGCUGGUGUCGGAGGCGCUGGUGGCGGGGCGGCUGACGCUGGAGGACGUGCAGCAGGCGGUGGCGGAGCGGGCGGCGGCGGGAGGCGACGGCAGCAGCAGCAGCGACCCCACCCUCAUGUUCGUGGAGAUGGUUCUUCGGUCGCUGCACGCGGGGGUGAAGAAGGUGGCGCUGCAGGUGGCCGCCUUCACGGGCUCCUUCACGGCCGCCUCCGCCUGCAGCCUGCUGGGCGGCGACAGCGCCUCGCUGCACGAGGUGCGCGCGCAGCUGACCAGCCUGCACCGCUACAGCGUGCUGCUGCAGCACGGGGACGACAGCUUCGCCAUGCACAUGCACGUGCGCGGUGCGGCGCGCGCACUGCUGCAGCAGGAGGCGCCCGCGCAGCUGCAGCGGGGCGUGCGGGAGCGCUUCGCGCGCUACGUGGCAGCGCUGCUGGCUCGCUGGCAGCGGCUGCACGCGGACGGCGCGCUGAAGUUGAUGGUGGCGGAGGUGGCGGAGAACUGGGCGGACGUGGAGCAGUUCCUGGCAGACGUGGCGGGGGGCGAGGAGGAGGGUGCGGCAGGCGCCCGGCCGCUGCUCCCCGGCAGCAGUCCGCUGGCGCUGAGCCCCCAGCUGCUCCGUGAGACGCAGCUGCUGGCCACCCUCAGCCACGGCGACUUCCUGUACGCGGUGGGCAAGACGUGGAUGAGCCCCACCUACCUAGCCCUCACGCAGCGGCUGGUGGAGGUGACGCAGGCGCCCCUGCAGCAGGCGGAGGCGGGCGGCCGGGAGCCGGAGCGGGAGGAGCGGCUGGCGGCCGCGGCGGCGCUGCUGGUGCGCUGCGAGGCGCUCAUGUACGGCG